CUUCCUUUCCCCCCAAUGGAGGUUUCCAAGCAUUCAAAACAGGGGACUCCAGUAAAAGACCCAGGAGCGAGUGGGUCUUCUCGAUCCAAAACUCCAAAGAUUUCAAAACUCUACGAGAAUUCGAAUCCAAACACCUCUGUUUCGAUUUCUCCGUUAACAAGAUCUUCAAAAUCCCAGAAAGAUUCUUCCAAGAAUCCAGUAGUUUAUUCACCGAAAACCAAACUCGGGGAAAGGAAGUUUGUGGUGGCCAAGAAGAAGUUGAAGAAAGAAAGGUUUGAUCCAAAUCCAAAUGUCGAAAUCGAUUGCAAAUGUAAAAAGAAGUAUGCUGGGAGUUUGAAGAAAUGUCUCUGUGUUGCUUAUGAGAAUUUGAGGGAAUCUCAAGAGGAUUUCUUCAAGAACAAAUCUGUAACCGAAGUUGAAGAAGAGGCCGAAGACAAAGCCGAUCUUAUUGAUACUCAAAAAGCAAAGAAUGGUCUGCCUCAAUCAGGUAAAGUUAUGGAUUUGGUAAAGGCCUUUGAGAGGCUUCUUUGUUCACCCAAUUCAAAGGAAUCGGAAGAUGGAGCCGAUGAAAAGGAACCAAAAGAAGAGAAGAAUGAUAAUAACAAGAAGCCAUUGAAAUGGGCAUUAUCAAAUUUUGUUUUGACAGCUGAGAAUCUUGGCUUUGAUCGGCGUUUCUCAUCGUCUUCUUCAUCGGAUGGAAGUCAAGGAAGUUUUCCAAGCAGGUCUUCUAAUGGAGGUCGAAGAAACCAAAGAAAUAGCUCUGUGUCUCAUGGGACAAUUGGUGGGAGGAGAUGGAAGAAACUGGUGAAGCCAACUUCCCAGAAACCAUUCAAGCUAAGAACUGAGCAACGAGGGAAACUGAAGGAAGAAGAAUUCAUGAAGAAGAUCCAUGAAAUGAUGGUUGAAGAAGAGAAACAAAGGAUCCCUAUUGCUCAAGGCCUCCCAUGUACAACAGAGGAGCCUGAGGUGUUGAUCAAACCUCAUGUUAAAGAGAUUACAAGGCCGAUAGACCCAAGACUGUCCUCCGACAUUAGAGCGUCAGAGCGUUCAGAGUUCGAUAAUCAAGUAGCCGAGAAGAUGAGUCUAAUUGAACAGUAUAAAAUGGAAAGGGCUAGGCAGGAUAAGAUGGCAGAAGAAGAAGAGAUAAAGAGGUUGAGGAAGGAGCUUGUUCCAAAAGCACAGCCUUUGCCUUUCUUCGACAAGCCUUUCCUUCCCAGAAGGUCCUCAAAGAAUCCAACUAUUUCAAGGGAGCCAAAUUUCCAUAUGCCACAACAUAAGAGGACAAAGUGCUGAAUUCCAGACUCUAUGAUACAGAGAAUCAGAGAAUAAUCUUUU
Messenger RNA from Hibiscus syriacus, 1335 nucleotides. Its product is annotated as protein TPX2-like. The record is from RefSeq and is a predicted model, not a curated record. NCBI's taxonomy places the organism in Eukaryota, Viridiplantae, Streptophyta, Magnoliopsida, Malvales, Malvaceae. Gene Ontology annotation, biological process: activation of protein kinase activity; regulation of mitotic spindle organization; mitotic spindle assembly. The transcript is spliced from 7 exons. Bases 16 to 1293 code for a protein of 425 amino acids. Gene Ontology annotation, molecular function: microtubule binding; protein kinase activator activity. Gene Ontology annotation, cellular component: nuclear microtubule; mitotic spindle.